This is a messenger RNA of Fomitopsis serialis, 3241 nucleotides long. RefSeq lists its product as uncharacterized. Gene Ontology annotation, cellular component: nucleus. Gene Ontology annotation, molecular function: transcription cis-regulatory region binding; DNA-binding transcription factor activity, RNA polymerase II-specific; zinc ion binding. Gene Ontology annotation, biological process: regulation of DNA-templated transcription; DNA-templated transcription. The coding region runs from base 228 to 2783 and encodes 851 amino acids. The transcript is spliced from 9 exons. The record is from RefSeq and is a predicted model, not a curated record. NCBI's taxonomy places the organism in Eukaryota, Fungi, Basidiomycota, Agaricomycetes, Polyporales, Fomitopsidaceae.
CUUAGGGCGGGCUACUUCCGCCUCUCAUCCAUUCAUCACCCUUCUUCCUCUCACCACCUCCUCGUCCCUCAUAACCCCCGCACGUCUCGCCGACCGCCUCUCUCCCCCUCCUCGUCGUUCCAGCCGCCGCACAGCCCAGGCGCGACCCGACGGGUUCAUAUCUCAGGUCGCUAUCGCCGGCGGUGAUUGAUUACCGUUAGCCUCGAGUCGGCCUUCAUACAAUCCACAUGGACCAGCAGCCCCCGUCCCCCCUUCAGCAGCCCGCCCACGGCGAGCAAACCGUCUCUCUGUCCGAUGAUAAGCCUCCCGCCAAGCCGCCCGUCGUAAGAGGCGCGAGGGCCUGCACCGUAUGCAGAGCCGCAAAGAUGAAAUGCGUCGGUGCCGACGAUGGCAACAACAUUCCCUGUCAGCGCUGCAAGCGCUCUGGUGCAGAAUGCAUCUUCGAGAAACACCGUCGCGGUCGGAAGCCCGGUUCAAGACUAUCGGAGGCGUCCAAAAUGCUCCGACGACUGGAAAAGGGUCUCAACAGCGCAAAACAGAAGUCGAACAUCAACGACAGCUUGACCCUUCCCCCGCUCGUCGGGCCUUCAUCAGCUGAUGCUCGCUUCCGAGAUAAUGGCGGCCCCAGCGGUUCCCACUACACGGGGCCAGAAUUGCCUCCGCUGAACCUUCCUUCUCAUAUCCAGGACGGUUAUGCGAGGUCCACCCAGACCUCUGACUCGGAGAUGGACGAGGACGACGAAGACGACCAAAAGGACGGCGGUAUGUAUCCAGCCCGCACUCCCGUGGCUCGGUCGUCGGGCGCCUCAGAGCGUUCGUUUUCUCAGCACCCGCCAUCGCCGCACGCGUCCUCUCGGCCGUCGACUUCAGUGGCAUCGCUCUUUGCAGAUGGUCCGACGCUGAAGGACCCCGUCGAGGCAGGUCUUCUAGCAGAGGAGGAAGUUGAAAAGCUCUGGGACAUGUUCUAUAUCCGCCUCAAUCCCUUCAUCAACCUAUUUGACCCCGCCCUCCACACCUACGCGUAUGUCCGCGGCAAGUGCCCGUUUCUCUUCACGGCGUUCAUCAUGGCCUGCUGCAAGUUCUUCAAGCCGGAGAUGUACCAGCCGGUGCUGCGGCUCGCGCACCAGUAUGCCGUGCGCGCCUUCGCGGAGAACUGGAAGCGUGUCGAGGUCGUGCAGGCUUUCGCGUGCAUGACAUACUGGAAGGAGCCGGACGACCCGCGCACGUGGACGUACAUCGGGUACGCGUGCCGCAUGGCAAUCGAGCUAGGGCUCAAUCGCUACGUCGGGCGGGGGCUUACGGGCGAGAACGACAUGCAAAGGCGGGAGCGCCGCAACCGCGAGCGGACGUACCUUGUGCUAUGGGUGCACGACCGCAGCCUGAGCAUGCAGACGGGAAAGCAUUGGAUGCUUCCGAAGGACGACGAGCUGGUGAGGCACUCGGGGACGUGGCACUCGGAGGGUGGGAGCCAGACCCGCCAGGAGGACGUCAUCGUGUCCGCGUUCACGCAGCUCCGGGGCAUCGCUGCGAAUACGACGGACGUGUUCAACAUGGCGCAGGGCGGGUCGGCGUCGAGUGGAGAUGACGUUGACUAUGAGGUCCUUCUACGCGACUGCAACUGCAAGCUGAACCAGUGGGUGCAAACUUGGUGCGAGGAGAUGAAGGGAGCGGGUGGCUCACGAUUCCACCUCUCGAUGCUCAUGUUCUUCCAGCUGCACGUGCGGCUGUUCCUCAACACCUUCGGGAUCCACUCGAACAGCUCGUCCGGCUCUUCGUGCAACGUCGAGGCGCUCAACGCCUGUCACACCGCAGCGAUGUCGGGUCUCAAAAUCGUCGCGCAAGACUUUGUCGACUUGCAAAUGCUGCGGUACGGACAGGACUCGAUCACGGUCAUGACAGCGUACUCUGCUGUCGUCUUGCUCAAGCUGCUUCGUGCUAGCAUCUCGCCGUCACUGUCGGAUCUCAGAACCAAUGCAAUGCAAGAGAUCCACAACAUGAUCGGCAAGACUGCGAAGGCGUAUCACGACGCCGCACAUCUCAGCCAGCAGUCGUACUCCGCAGCGUAUCACGACCGCUUCCUGCGGUCGCUCAUCGCGAACGACCUCCAGAAGGCGCAGCAGCGGCAGGCGGAGCGCGAGCUGUACUCGCGUGAGAUGGCCAGCACCAACGGGCGCGGCGUGCCGUCGUCGUACGUGUACGGGAUGCAGGCGAAUGGCAUCGAGCACCCCCAGGCGCCCCAGCAUAGCGGGUACUACUCGCAGUCGCCUGCUGUCUCGUCGGCGUUGACGUCGAGCACCGCCUCUUCGUCGUCCUCCCCGUAUACGCAUCCCACGGCCUCGUCGUCGUACAUGCCGCACCGCGAGCAGGACUACCCGAUGUCGGACUCGACGCACCGCGGCGGAGGCAUGAGCAACUUCAGCCUGGCGGGGAUCUCGACGACGUACGCGCAGUACCAGGCGCAGCCGAUGGAGGAGCACGACUCGAUAUACUGGCGGAACAUGUUCAAGGACCUCGGCUUCGACGGCGGCGCAGAGCCGCACCCCCAGGUACAGGCCCACGCCGCGUAUGGGAACGGCGGGUACGUGGCACCGGCGGGCGCGAUCGCUGAGGCGGGGGCGAGCACGAGCGGGAUGCAUAUGCCGGUGCAGCAAGCCCCGGUGCACCCGCAGCAGUCGCAUGGCGGUGUCACGUAUCGGGAGGCGCCCGUUGAGUACGCUGGGUACCAGAGCCACGGGGGAUACGCUGGGUACGUCACGGGGUACCAGGCUCCCUACGGUCGGUGAGGCCGGCAGCGUUUCCUCGGCGUUCUGUCGUCCGAGUUGCAUGGACCUUCUUGGACCGUUCAUCGUAUCCGACCCCAUCCUCCAAGUCGCAUCGCCUUCUUGACCUUCACCCCGCCCCGUACUUGCAUUUGACCUUCGCCUUCGUUUACCGUCGACCGUGCCCUCCCUUCCUCCUCCCAGUAUGUACGCUUGGUCCCCCGUAUCUUUGUCCCUCCCCUGUGUUCCCCGCCCGUCGCGCGCACUCGACAUGUAAGAUAGGCUCCAUGUCUGCCUGAUAUUUCCCGGAUGUUUCCCCGAUUCUGUGGCGUCGUAUAUUGGUAUUGUAAUGUGUGUGUGUGACUUCACCCGUACUCUAGAUUCUGCGCAGACCGCACGUCGGUAGUAGUGUAAAUUAUGACAUUCGAAACGACAUGUUGAUCUUGUACUGGAUACAUUGGCGUGGUUGCGGAUAUGCCCCG